AAAAUGUGGUAUAUAGUAUAGUAUACAUACUAUUUUCCAACAAGUCAAAAUCUAAAGUGAUGUUAUAACUGACAUCAAAACUAUUAACGACCGUGCCAAAUAAAAAACUACCAUUAUAUGCGUCACUGGAUGGUGCAAUUUAAACAAACAUCAAUUUCCACCAUUAUAUACUAUAUAGUGUAACUCAAUUCACAAUCACAUUCAUUAGAACAUUAUCAUGGGAAACCAAAUCUCAUUUCGGCCUUCAGAUUCAAGAGGUAAAGUUGUUUUCUUAGAUGGUUCAGUUCAUGAAUUCGAGGAACCGAUAACUGCGGCCGAGCUAAUGAUGGAUCAUCCACAGAAAGUAGUAGUUGAGUUUCAUGCAGCUGUGAAUCAGAAAAGGCCAACACCAUUGCCUGCUGACAAGAAGCUAGAGACGAACAAGAUAUAUCUGAUGCUUCCUGUGAAGCAAGGGAAGGCUGUUGGUUUAAGCGGCGAAGAAACUCGGCGCGUUUUGUUGAUGGUUAAUUCUGUUUUGCAUUCUAAUUAUGUUUUGUGUUCUACUAAGAUUUUUCCUUGGUUUAGUAGUUUAUGUCAUAGUAGUGAAAUUGUGGAGCCACGGAGAAAGGAGGAGAUGAAGGAGGAAGAGGAGGAGAAGGGAGGGAGAUGCGAUUUUUCGGAGAAUUUGCCGGAAAUAUUGGAAGGGAGGCCUGAUUAUUUGAAUAGGCAGAUUUCAGGGAAAGGGUGGAAGCCUAGUUUGGAUACUAUUAAGGAGAAGAAUACUGAGAAAAAACAUCCUCAUUGGUUGUUUCUCAAGAGUUUUUAGUGAUGGUUUAUUUUAGUUAUGGUUGGUAAUUAGUGAAAAUGUUGGAUUUAUGUGGAAUUUUAUUAUCUAUGUGUCUUGUUUAACUGUAUUUGUAUCUUAGAUGUGAUUAGAUUCUUAAUUUGAAUAUUAACUUCUGUAAAUUAAGCAGAUCAAGUGAAAUAGUAAAAAAGAGUUUCUUUA
Molecule: messenger RNA, 985 nt
Organism: Lathyrus oleraceus (garden pea)
Lineage: Eukaryota; Viridiplantae; Streptophyta; Magnoliopsida; Fabales; Fabaceae
Exons: 1
Coding region: 218-805 (195 amino acids)
Source: RefSeq, a predicted model, not a curated record